CGGAGGAGGGUGGGGACGGUGCGUUGCGGUGCGGUGCUGCGAGGCGUGGGAGUGCGUGGACCGAGAUGCUGAAGUUUAAGUAUGGCGUGCGCAGCCCAUUGGCCCCAAGUGAACCUGAGCCCAUCGGUAGCCGGGCCUCCAAGCUGAAUCUUCUUUUCCAGGGUAAAACACCCUUCAUGACUCAACAGCAGAUGUCUCCUCUCUCCCGGGAAGGGAUACUGGAUGCCCUUUUUGUUUUCUUUGAAGAGUGCAGCAGCCCUGCCCUAAUGAAGAUUAAGCAUGUGAGCAACUUUGUCAGAAAGUAUUCAGAGACCAUCGCUGAACUACGGGAACUUCCGCCUGGCCUGAAGGACUUUGAAGUAAAAAGUCUGGUGGGCCGUGGUCACUUUGCUGAAGUGCAGGUAGUGAGGGAGAAAGUCACUGGGGACAUCUACGCCAUGAAAGUGAUGAAGAAGAGGGCUUUGUUGGCACAGGAAGAGGUCUUAUUUUUUGAAGAAGAACGAAGCAUCUUAUCUCGGGGUGCAAGUCCCUGGAUCCCUCAGUUGCACUGUGCGUUUCAGGACAAAGAGAAUCUUUAUCUGGUUAUGGAAUAUCUGCCUGGAGGGGACCUGCUGUCACUCUUGAAUCGCUAUGAGGAUCAAUUAGAUGAAAGCAUGAUGGAGUUUUAUCUCGCUGAACUGGUAUUGGCCAUUCACAGUGUUCAUCAGAUGGGAUAUGUCCAUCGAGACAUCAAACCAGAGAACGUUCUCAUUGACCGGAUGGGCCAUAUUAAGCUGGUAGACUUUGGAGCAGCUGCCAGAAUGACUACAAAUAACGUGGUGAACUCCAAGCUUCCUGUUGGGACACCUGAUUACAUGGCACCGGAAGUCCUGACAGUGAUGAAUGGAGAUGGCAAGGGCUUCCAUGGGCCCGAAUGUGACUGGUGGUCAUUGGGAGUCAUUGCUUAUGAAAUGGUUUAUGGAAGAUCACCUUUUACUGAGGGAACCACAGCAAAAACUUUUAAUAAUAUCAUGAAUUUCCAGCGGUUUCUGAAGUUUCCAGAUAGCCCCAAAGUUAGCAGUGAAUUUCUUGAUCUGAUUCAGAGUCUGCUGUGUGGACCAAAAGAAAGGCUGAAUUAUGAAGGUCUUUGUUGCCAUCCAUUUUUCUCAAAAGUUGAUUGGAAUAACAUUCGUAACUCUCCUCCCCCCUUCGUUCCCACCCUCAAGUCUGAUGAUGACACCUCUAAUUUUGAUGAACCAGAGAGGAAUUCGCGGGCUUUACCUUUUCCGGGCCAGUUGAACCCUGGAGGUUUCUCUGGUGAAGAUUUGCCUUUUGUGGGGUUUUCCUUCAGCAAAGCACUGGGGAUCCUUGGCAGAGCAGAGUCUGUUGUAUCAGGUUUGGACUCUCCUGCCAAGAUUAGCUCCAUGGAAAAGAAACUUCUUAUCAAGAGCAAAGAGCUACAAGACACUCAGGACAAGUGUCACAAGAUGGAGCAGGAAAUGACACGGUUGCACCGGAGAGUGUCUGAGGUGGAGGCCGUGCUUAGUCAAAAGGAGGUGGAGCUGAAGGCCUCUGAAACCCAGAGAUCCCUCCUGGAGCAGGACCUGGCUACUUACAUCACAGAAUGCAGUAGCCUAAAGCGAAGUUUGGAGCAGGCACGGAUGGAAGUGUCCCAGGAGGACGACAAGGCAUUGCAGCUCCUCCAUGAUAUCCGAGAGCAGAGUCGAAAGCUGCAAGAGAUCAAAGAACAGGAGUAUCAAGCCCAAGUAGAAGAGAUGAGGUUGAUGAUGAAUCAGUUGGAGGAGGAUCUUGUCUCUGCCAGAAGACGUAGUGAUCUCUAUGAAUCCGAGUUGAGAGAGUCUCGGUUAGCAGCUGAAGAAUUCAAACGCAAAGCCACAGAGUGUCAGAAUAAAUUGAUGAAGGCUAAAGAUCAAGGGAAGGUUGAAGUAGGAGAACUAUAUUCCAAACUGGAAAAGGUGAAUGCUGAACAGCAGCUCAAAAUCCAGGAGUUACAAGAGAAGCUGGCUAAGGCUGUGAAAGCCAGCUCCGAGGCGACUGAGCUGCUUCAGAAUAUUCGUCAGGCCAAGGAGAGAGCUGAGAGGGAGCUGGAGAAGCUGCAGAACAGGGAAGACUCCUCUGAAGGCAUGAAAAAGAAGUUGUUUGAGGCGGAGGAACGACGCCAUUCUCUGGAGAACCAAGUAAAGAGGCUAGAGACUGUGGAACGCAGAGAAAACAGACUGAAGGAUGAUAUCCAGACUAAGUCACAACAGAUUCAACAGAUGGCUGAUAAAAUUCUGGAGCUGGAGGAGAAGCACCGGGAGGCUCAGGUCUCAGCCCAGCACCUAGAGGUGCAUCUGAAACAAAAAGAGCAACUCUACGAGGAAAAAAUUAAAGUGCUGGACAAUCAGAUAAAGAAAGAUCUCGCUGACAAGGAAACCCUUGAGAAUAUGAUGCAAAGACACGAGGAAGAAGCUCAUGAGAAAAGCAAGAUUCUCAGUGAGCAGAAGGCGAUGAUCAAUGCUAUGGAUUCCAAGAUCAGGUCUCUGGAACAGAGGAUAGUGGAAUUGUCAGAAGCAAAUAAACUGGCAGCAAAUAGCAGCCUUUUUACCCAGAGGAACAUGAAAGCCCAAGAAGAGAUGAUUUCAGAACUCAGACAACAGAAGUUUUAUCUGGAAACACAAGCUGGGAAAUUGGAGGCUCAGAAUCGAAAGCUGGAAGAACAGUUGGAAAAAAUCAGUCAUCAAGACCAUAGUGACAAGAGUCGCCUUUUAGAGCUGGAGACAAGGCUGAGGGAGGUUAGUCUAGAGCACGAAGAACAGAAGUUGGAACUUAAGCGCCAGCUCACUGAACUGCAGCUCUCCCUCCAGGAGAGAGAAUCUCAGCUUUCGGCGUUGCAGUCCGCUCGCACAGCCUUGGAGAGUCAACUCCGCCAGGCGAAAACCGAGCUGGAGGAGACAACGGCAGAAGCAGAGGAGGAGAUCCAGGCCCUCACGGCACAUAGAGAUGAAAUCCAGCGUAAAUUUGAAGCCCUUCGUAAUAGCUGCACAGUGAUAACAGACUUGGAAGAGCAGCUGAACCAGCUGACUGAGGACAACGCAGAGCUGAACAACCAAAACUUCUACUUGUCCAAGCAGCUGGAUGAGGCUUCUGGCGCCACGGACGAGCUGGUGCAGCUGCGCAGUGAGGUGGACCAUCUCCGCCGGGAAAUCACUGAGAGGGAGAUGCAGCUCACCAGCCAGAAACAAACAAUGGAAGCCUUAAAAACCACUUGUACAAUGCUGGAAGAGCAAGUGAUGGAUUUAGAGGCCCUGAAUGAUGAACUUCUGGAAAAGGAACGUCAGUGGGAGGCCUGGCGGAGUGUUCUUGGUGAUGAGAAGUCUCAGUUUGAGUGUCGGGUCCGAGAGUUACAGAGAAUGUUGGAUACUGAGAAGCAAAGCAGAGUGAGAGCCGAUCAGCGUAUCACAGAGUCUCGUCAGGUGGUGGAGCUGGCUGUGAAGGAACACAAGGCUGAGAUCCUGGCUCUGCAGCAGGCCCUGAAGGAGCAGAAGCUGAAAGCUGAGAGCCUCUCGGAUAAGCUCAAUGACCUGGAGAAGAAGCACGCCAUGCUAGAAAUGAAUGCCCGAAGUUUACAACAGAAACUGGAAACAGAGCGAGAGCUCAAACAGAGGCUUCUGGAAGAGCAAGCAAAACUGCAACAACAAAUGGACUUGCAGAAGAAUCACAUCUUCCGUUUGACUCAAGGACUCCAAGAGGCUCUAGAUCGGGCUGACCUGCUCAAGACAGAAAGGAGUGACCUGGAGUAUCAGCUCGAAAAUAUUCAGGUCCUUUAUUCUCAUGAAAAAGUGAAAAUGGAAGGCACGAUUUCCCAGCAAACCAAGCUCAUUGAUUUUCUGCAGGCGAAGAUGGACCAACCUGCUAAGAAGAAAAAGGGCUUAUUUAGUCGACGGAAAGAGGACCCUGCUUUACCCACACAGGUUCCUCUGCAGUACAAUGAGCUGAAGGCGGCCCUGGAGAAGGAGAAGGCCCGCUGUGCAGAGCUGGAGGAGGCGCUGCAGAAAACCCGGAGUGAGCUGCGAUCUGCUCGAGAAGAAGCUGCCCAUCGUAAAGCCUCAGACCACCCCCACCCAUCCACUCCAGCCACUGCACGGCAGCAGAUCGUCAUGUCUGCAAUCGUGAGGUCCCCAGAGCACCAGCCCAACCCAAUAAGUUUGCUGGCUCCACCUUCCAGUCGGAGAAAAGAGUCCUCCACACCAGAAGAGUUUAAUCGGCGUCUAAAAGAGCGAAUGCACCACAAUAUCCCCCAUCGAUUCAAUGUGGGACUGAACAUGAGAGCCACAAAGUGUGCAGUGUGUCUGGAUACCGUGCACUUUGGACGUCAGGCGUCCAAAUGUCUUGAAUGUCAAGUAAUGUGCCACCCCAAGUGUUCAACAUGCCUGCCAGCUACCUGUGGUCUGCCCGCUGAGUACGCCACACACUUCACUGAAGCCUUCUGCCGGGACAAAAUGAACUCCCCAGGACUGCAGCUCAAGGAGCCAAGCACCAAUUUACGUUUGGAAGGAUGGAUGAAGGUGCCAAGAAAUAAUAAACGAGGACAACAAGGCUGGGAUAGGAAAUACAUUGUCCUGGAGGGAACUAAAGUGCUCAUCUAUGACAGUGAAGCCAGAGAAGGUAAACUCGGGCAGAAAGGGAUUUCCCCUCAUGCGGCUCGGGCCACACACGAGCGAGCGAGGAGCCCCAUGCUGUGGCUGUCUGGGGGCUGCCUGUUGUCCUCCUUGUUUCUGGGAGCCCAGAGGACAGUCCCUUGUAGGCUCAGUGUGUAUUCUCUCUGUGCCAUCCCCACAGAUGUGCCAUAUAUAAUGAAGAUGGAGUCUCACCCCCACACCACUUGCUGGCCCGGGAGGACACUCUACUUACUCGCCCCCAGUUUCCCAGAGAAGCAGCGCUGGGUCACUGCCUUAGAGUCAGUUGUCGCAGGUGGGAGAGUUUCUAGGGAAAAAGCAGAGGCUGAUGCUAAGCUGCUUGGGAACUCCCUGCUGAAGCUGGAAGGGGAGGACCGCCUGGACAUCAACUGCACCCUGCCCUUCAGUGACCAGGUGGUGCUGGUCGGGACCGAGGAAGGGCUUUAUGCCCUGAACGUCUUGAAGAAUGCCCUGACCCACAUCCCAGGGGUGGGUGCUGUCUUCCAGAUUCACAUCAUCAAGGACCUGGAGAAGCUCCUCAUGAUUGCAGGAGAAGAGAGGGCCUUGUGCCUUGUUGAUGUGAAGAAAGUCAAGCAGUCCCUCGCACAGUCCCACCUCCCUGCCCAGCCAGACAUCACGCCCAGCGUCUUUGAGGCCGUCAAAGGCUGCCACCUGUUUGCGGCCGGCAAGAUUGAGAAUGCACUCUGUAUCUGUGCCGCCAUGCCUAACAAAGUUGUCAUUCUCCGGUACAAUGAAAGCCUCAGCAAGUACUGCAUCAGGAAAGAGAUAGAAACCUCUGAGCCCUGUAGUUGUAUCCAUUUCACUAACUAUAGUAUCAUCAUCGGGACAAACAAAUUCUAUGAAAUUGAAAUGAAGCAGUACACGUUGGAGGAGUUUCUGGAUAAGAACGACCAUUCCUUGGCGCCCGCAGUGUUUGCUUCUUCCUCCAAUAGUUUCCCGGUCACCAUUGUGCAGGUGAACAGUGCAAGCCAGAGAGAAGAGUACUUGCUCUGUUUCCACGAAUUUGGCGUAUUUGUGGACUCUUACGGCAGACGAAGCCGCACGGAUGAUCUGAGAUGGAGCCGCCUGCCUUUGGCCUUUGCCUACAGAGAGCCCUAUCUGUUUGUGACACACUUCAACUCUCUUGAAGUGAUUGAGAUUCAGGCACGCUCUUCUUUGGGAACUCCUGCACGUGCUCAUUUAGAAAUUCCAAAUCCUCGUUAUUUGGGACCAGCAAUUUCAUCAGGAGCAGUUUACUUGGCAUCUUCCUACCAGGACAAAUUAAGAGUCAUCUGCUGCAAAGGAAACCUGGUUAAAGAGUCCGGUGGUGAACACUCCAGAGGGGCCUCCACCUCCCGCAGCAGUCCUAACAAGAGAGGCCCCCCCACCUACAACGAGCACAUCACCAAACGUGUGGCCUCCAGCCCAGCACCACCCGAAGGCCCCAGCCACCCGCGAGAGCCAAGCACACCCCACCGCUACCGAGAAGGCAGAACCGAGCUGCGCCGGGACAAGUCUCCUGGCCGCCCUCUGGAGAGGGAGAAGUCUCCCGGGCGCAUGCUGAGCACCAGGAGGGAGAGAUCUCCCGGAAGGCUAUUUGACGAAAGCAGCAGGGGUCGACUGCCCGUUGGAGCCGUGAGGACACCGCUGUCCCAGGUCAAUAAGGUCUGGGACCAGUCUUCAGUGUAGUUCUCGGCUAGUAACAAGCAAAACACAAGAUUGAGUCCUCGUCUUCACCUGCAGGACAAGCUACGCCAGGUCUCUGAGCGGGUGGUGUAGUCCCCCUGGGAGCCUUGGGCCCCUUUGAGCCACCACUGCUCAGCAAAGACAAAGGAGGAGGCCCGGCCGAGGCCAGGAGGGGCCCUGGCCAGCUGGCCCACAGUCUCUUCCCCACCCCUUCCUGGGUCAUCCCUGCACUUUGUACGACUGCUAUUCUUUCAAGCUCUUCAUAAACUUUUGUACCAAGGACAAGGAGGAUGUGGACCCUGGUGGGCAUGAUUGGAACUCUGAUUUACUAGCUACACCAUCAGAAGUUUAAAAAAGACAGUGGAAUCCUUGAGAGAUGUGAACGGAAGUGAACUUCCCUUUGAAGUCGUCACUUCUAGCUCAACUGCAGCGUUGGGUCUUUACAACCAAAACGUAGAUUAGAACCCACAGCCCCAUCCCGUUUGCUUCCCUUCUGUUGGCAGCCAUCCUCGGCCCUGGCCCUGGCCCUGGCCCUGGCCCUGACGCUCCACUCAUUGCCUCCCCCACUUCUGCCCAGCUUAGAAUGUCCCCAUAUCCAUGGGCCUCCCCUUGAGGACAGGACUCCAGGCGCAGGAGCUCAUGGAGCUUUGAGCAGCUUCUUCUCGGGACGUCCAGCCCUGCUUUCACGUGGCUCUGGCUAGACAUGCAUGUGGUAGACUUGCUCUGAGCCCAGCAUCCCCGGGGCGGCCAGGAGCCACUGUCCAGGCCCCCUGCAUGCUGUCGCACCAUCAGCCUGGCUCAUCUCUUGGUUGCUAUGCUAAGUAUCCUAUCGUCAUUCCCUUGUAAGCAAGCAAAUUAAGACCUUUUGAAGACUUGCCAACUUACUGGCCGUGACUGAGCUGCAGUGUGUAGCACUAGGAAAAACGCUACAAGCCUUAUUAUUCUGAUGAGAGAAGGAUUUCAGCAAAUCACCGCCCAGAAAACUUGAAUGUGACCCCCUCUGUGUCUCCUCCUGUGCUUCCCUUCUCGAUAAUCUGAAUCAUGACUCUCUGUGCGCCCACCUGCCCUAUCCUUAGAAUCUGGGACUUUUUAGGCCUUGCCCUUGGGCCAAGCCCGUGACCGGGAAGCCCCAUGUUGAGGCUGUGUUCCUUAGGUGCAGCGUGGUCUUGUCCUGUUUUCUCCUUGUCUGUUAAUUAAGAGGGUGAGCUCUCUGGCCUUGGAGAACCUAGGUAAUCAAGCAUUUCUGCGAGCCGGCAGGCUCCCUGGCAGCCUUGUUUCUGGCUUCCCCUGCUCUGCCGUGACUUUGAAUCGGCCUCUGCCAGCGAACAAGGCACAGUGAUGACCGUUGAGGCUGGCCGGUCAGAGCAGAAAUAGCUGCUCACUUCUUAGGCAUCUAGUGUAGCUUAAUGUCCAGUUUGCCCUCUGGUCCUCCCUGUUUGUCUCCUCCCUCGGGCUCAUUUGUUUCAGAUUUCUGGGAAACUCAUUGUCAUCUGGACCUCUGGCGAAUGUCUUCACUGGUGUGGUUUUUCUGUUGUCAGAAGCUUUGGGUUUUGUUUGUUGUUUUGUUUGUUUUGUUUUCUUUUCUUUUUGUUAUACUUUAACUCCCCACUGAGAGCAGAAGAUUUGACUGAAAAUUUGCUGAAGUUUUUGCCUCUUGGUCCACAAGUAUUUUGAGAGGUCACUGGAAUUGGUCUUUCAGUCUUUGCAUUUAUUUAGAUCUCCAUGAGAAAUGGGCUUCUCGAGUCCUAAAAAGUGUAUAUCUUGUGUCUCAUUUGUGAAAUGCUUCCUCCUGCAGGAAUAGCUCAAAAGACUGUACAUAUUUACAAGAAACUUUAUAUUCGUAAAAAAAAAAACAAACAACAAAGGAAAUUGAAUUGGUUUCUACUUUUUUAUUGUAAAAGGUGCAUUUUUCAACACUAACUUUUGGUUUCAGUGGUGGUGGUUGUGGAUAGCCAUCAGACCAGAGGGGUGGGAGCUCUCUGUGAGACCACCAAGAUCCCAGAAAGAAAUAUUGUCACAUGAAAUUGCACUUAGAUGCUUCUAAGUUAUUAUGGUUAUAGGUAUCCAAAAGUACAGCUUUUUCUUCAUUACCUUUUUUAUUCUUGACAAGGAAAGGAACAUAAGGUAUAAUUCAGGAUCCACCCUGAAAGAAAUGGACUUUGUUGUUGAACAAUAAAUAAUCAGAUAAAGCAAUUACAUGAAGCGGUUGAUUUGGUGAAAUGACCUCUUCCUUCCUCACGCAAGACCGUGGCCAUUGUUAGCAUUGAGUUGAU
Vombatus ursinus (common wombat) is the source of this 8617-nucleotide messenger RNA. It is a transcript of the gene CIT, whose product is annotated as citron rho-interacting serine/threonine kinase. NCBI's taxonomy places the organism in Eukaryota, Metazoa, Chordata, Mammalia, Diprotodontia, Vombatidae. Gene Ontology annotation, biological process: actomyosin structure organization; mitotic cytokinesis; peptidyl-threonine phosphorylation. Gene Ontology annotation, molecular function: protein serine/threonine kinase activity; ATP binding. Gene Ontology annotation, cellular component: cytoplasm; cytoskeleton. Bases 66 to 6347 code for a protein of 2093 amino acids. The transcript has 47 exons. The record is from RefSeq and is a predicted model, not a curated record.